Molecule: messenger RNA, 1038 nt
Organism: Pestalotiopsis fici W106-1
Lineage: Eukaryota; Fungi; Ascomycota; Sordariomycetes; Amphisphaeriales; Sporocadaceae
Product: 26S proteasome regulatory subunit rpn-8
Exons: 3
Coding region: 1-1038 (345 amino acids)
Biological process (GO): proteasome-mediated ubiquitin-dependent protein catabolic process
Cellular component (GO): proteasome regulatory particle; proteasome complex
Molecular function (GO): protein binding; metallopeptidase activity
Source: RefSeq, a predicted model, not a curated record
AUGCCAGCCACCACCGCUGAGACGCUCGCGUUCGUCUCGAAACAUGUCACCGUUGCGCCCCUCGUCCUGCUGUCCGUCGUCGACCACUACAACAGAGCUGCCAAGGGCACGAGGAAGCGAGUAGUUGGUGUCUUGUUGGGUCAGAACGAUGGAAAGGAUGUGAGGGUGUCGAACAGCUUCGCAGUGCCGUUUGAGGAGGACAACGACGAUCCUUCAGUCUGGUUCCUAGAUCACAACUAUGUCGAGAACAUGCGCGACAUGUUCAAGAAGGUCAAUGCCCGCGAGAAGUUAAUAGGCUGGUACCACUCUGGACCCAAGCUUCGCGCCUCCGACCUUGAGAUCAACGAGUUGUUCAAGCGCUACACACCGAACCCCCUGCUGGUCAUUAUUGACGUCCAGCCCAAGGAGUCUGGCGUGCCUACAGAUGCAUACUUUGCAGUGGAGGAGAUCAAGGACGACGGCACGGCCACCAGCAAGACCUUUGUACACACACCAUCAACCAUUGAAGCAGAGGAGGCAGAGGAGAUUGGUGUCGAGCAUUUGCUGAGAGACAUCCGAGACGUGGCCAUCGGCACCCUGUCCACCAGAAUUACAAACCAACUUCAGUCACUGCAGGGUCUACACCUGCGGUUACGGGAUAUCCAAGCCUACCUACAGAAGGUCCAAGAUGGCCAACUGCCCGUUAACCACGCCGUUUUGGGCAACCUCCAAGACAUCUUCAACCUCUUGCCAAACUUGUCGACGCCUAAGCCUGGAAACGAGGGCAAGGGAGCUAACGCCAGCGAACUUUCGUAUGCCAUGAGCGUCAAAACCAAUGAUCAGCUUCUGGCCAUUUAUCUUAGCAGUCUGAUCCGCGCCAUCACUGCGUUCCACGACCUGAUCGAGAACAAGAUCCAGAACCGGCAACAGGCCGAAGAGAACGAGGCCAAGAAGGAGGAACUCGCAGCAGGCAAGGACGAAAAGGACAAGAAGGAGGGCGCUAAUGGCGCGAAUGGCGAUUCAACGGAGAAGAGUGGCGACAAGGAUAAGAAGAAAUAG